ACGAGUGCAUGGCGUUCUACUGGCGCGGCGACCAGCUGUUUACAAAGAAGACUGAGAUGGCGGAGCCGGCGCGACGGUGCCGAGUGGACGACGUUCUUGAUGCAGCUGCGGGACUGGCCCGUCGCAGAUUCCGGAUCCCGAGACCUUCGGCAGGUUCCUGGCCACGUCGCUUGGCGUUCACGGCGAACCUGAUGGAUGUGGAGGUCAGGAUCGACGACGUGUCUGUGAUCAGACUGUCCAAGCGGGUCUCAGGACCCAACACCGCUGACGUUGCGGACAUCGUCGUCGGGGAUUGUUUGGUGCUAUCACAACCGACAAGUACCACCUGCGCACGCCCGAGGGAAUCCUGUCGAUUCAGUCGGUGGAUACCAGAAUCGUGCAGAUGUCGUGCGACUACGUGCGCCGCAAGCCAAAGCCGCGCAAUGUGGUCGUGGAUGCCGUCAACGAUGCCAUUGGGAAGACUAUUGAGACUGCGUCGGCAGUGGUGGGCAGCGGGCUGGGCAGUCUCCUGUCCGGGUGGGCCAGCUCAUUCCGGCGCAAGGCGGCCAAAGCAGAGCCAGUCGAGUCGCCCAAGCCCGCCAGCACCCCGCGGCCAGAGGUCGCCGAGGAGAUUGAGCUCGAGGAACGCUCCGAGUUCCUGUUCCUCAAGAUCGCCGAAGCAUCGACCAGCUCGCACGUCAGCGCGGCCAUGAACAAGCAGAUCGAGCGGGCGACCAAGAAGUUUGCACCCAAAUCUACCGAUAUCCGCGUUAUCUGGAACAGCCUGGCCGAGCAUGAGGCUCUGGAGUCGUCAUCGGAUGGGCAGACCAGCUCAGUGUUCUCGCAGCUCAUCUCGUUUCCCUCACAGGGUCGGGUGUUCAUCGGGUUCCCGACGCACCAGACGACCGGCUGCUGUGCGCAUCUGGCAGCGGCUCUGAUUCCGACGGUCGAACGCGAGUCGAUUGAUUUCGUCGACCCGGCGCUUGCCACGUGGAACAAAGGAGAUUCUGGCGGCCUUUGCCAUCCUCUGCCGCGUCCUAUACGACUACGAAGUGGCAGCAUUGGCGCAGAACCCGCGCAUUCUGGAAAACCCGGACUCCCUCAACCGGGCAGUGCGCUCGAAUGCCCAUGCCCUGCGGUUCUUCACUCCCGCACAGCACCACGCCCAGCCCGCAUGUCGGUGGGCUGCUCCGCCAGAUCUUCUUUGCCUGCGGCAAGCAGCCGUUGCAGCUGAUGACCAGCGUCGGGCUGCGCGAUGCUGACAGCGUGCGGUCGUCCAGCAGUUUGAGCAUGGCCGGGAUUCUGCGCAUGACGCCGCUGCUGCCAGAGUCCAUCGAGAAGGAGGCUGGCGAGAUGAUUGCCAUACUGCGCCAGUUCGGGUACCUGAAGGCAGUGUCUAUUGAUGACG
Molecule: messenger RNA, 1387 nt
Organism: Linderina pennispora
Lineage: Eukaryota; Fungi; Kickxellomycota; Kickxellomycetes; Kickxellales; Kickxellaceae
Exons: 1
Coding region: 383-1213 (276 amino acids)
Source: RefSeq, a predicted model, not a curated record